AUGAGCCUAAGCCACGGAGAUCUCGCCAAUCACAACACCCGUCUAGUGAGCUUACUCAAUGUCUGCAGAAAAGCUCCUUCCUUUGCACGAACCAAAGCUCUCCACGCGCUCUCCAUCACGUUAUGCUAUACCCUUCAGCAACCCGUUUACAUCUGCAACAACAUCAUCUGCCUCUACGCGAAGCUUGGCGAUGUUUCGUGUGCAGGCAAGGUGUUCGAUCAAAUGCGUGAGAGAAACAGAGCGUCCUUUAACACGAUCAUUAGCGGGUUUAGCAAAUGCGGGUAUGCGGAGAAAGCUUCUGGAGUUUUCUCUGAGAUGAGGGAAUUUGGAUAUUUGCCGAAUCAGUUUACGGUUGGUGGUUUAUUGUCCUGUGCAUCGUCGGAUGUUCGUGCUGGGACUCAGUUGCACGGUUUGAGCUUGAAGUAUGGGUUGUUUAUGGCUGAUGCAUUCGUCGGUACUGAAUUGUUGUGUUUGUAUGGAAGGCUUGGGUUACUGGAAAUGGCGGAACGGGUUUUUGAAGAUAUGCCUUUGAAGAGCUUGGUGACAUGGAACCAUAUGAUGUCUUUGUUGGGUGAGCGUGGUUUUCUCAAAGAAUGCUUCUUUCUCUUCCGUGAGCUUGUUUGGAUGGGGGCUUGUUUAUCUGAAUGCUCUUUCUUGGGUGUAUUCUCUAGUGUAUCUUGUGAAAGUGACUUGGAAAUUUGCAAACAGGUGCAUUGCUCAGCAAUGAAGAAAGGGUUGGAUUGUGAAGGUUUCAUUGCUAACUCUCUCAUCAGUGCGUAUGGAAAAUGUGGUAAGAUAAAUAUGGCAGAGAGAGUGUUUGAAGAGGCAGCUUCUUGUGACAUUGUGUCGUGGAACGCCGUGAUUGGUGCAACAGCCAAAAGUGAAAACCCUUUGAGAGCACUGAAACUCUUUCUAAGCAUGACAGAGCAUGGGGUUUCCCCGAACCAGGGCACAUACGUUACUGUUCUUGGUACCUCUUCACAGAUGCAGAUGUUGAGUUUCGGAUGCCAAAUUCACGGCACGCUUAUCAAGUAUGGCUGCGAAACUGACUUGUUUUUGGGGAAUGCUUUGAUUGACUUUUAUGCAAAGUGUGGUCGUCUGGAAGAUUCCCGUCUAUGCUUCGAUUCGAUACGUGAUAAGAACAUUGUUUGUUGGAAUGCACUGCUUUGGGGUUAUGCCAAUAGAGAUGAUCCCGUUUGUCUCUCUUUGUUUCUUCAAAUGUUUCAAAUGGGUUUCAGGCCAACUGAAUAUACUCUUUCGACCGCCCUCAAACCUUGUUGUGCCAUAGAGUUACAACAGCUGCAUUCUGUUAUUGUGAGGAUGGGCUAUGAAGAUAAUGACUAUGUGCUAAGCUCUCUUAUGAGAUCAUACGCCAAGAAUCAGCUGGUGGAUAAUGUUCUUCUUCUGCUGGACUGGUCAAGCGAGCCAUCUUCUGUGGUACCAUUGAACAUUGCCGCUGGAAUAUAUAGCAGAAGGGGCCUAUACCAUGAAUCUGUGGAGCUGAUUUCGACACAAGAACAACCCGACACUGUAUCUUGGAACAUUGCAAUUGCGGCUUUUUCUCGUUCUGAUAGCCACGGAGAGGUUAUCGAGCUUUUCAAACACAUGCUUCAAUCAAACAUCCGCCCUGAUAACUAUACAUACGUUAGUAUCUUAAGCGUGUGCUCUAAGUCUUGCGACUUUACGCUUGGAAGUUCUAUUCACGGUGUAAUCACCAAAAGAGAUUUCAGCAGCGCCGACACAUUUGUUUGCAACGUCUUGAUUGACAUGUAUGGGAAAUGCGGAAGCAUUGGGAGUGUGUUCAAAGUAUUUGAAGAAACAAGAGAGAAGAAUCUCAUUACAUGGACGGCACUGAUUUCGUCCCUUGGCAUCCAUGGAUAUGGACAUGAGGCACAUGAAAAGUUUCAGGAAAUGCUAACUCUGGGUUUUAAGCCAGACAAUGUUUCUUUCAUCUCUAUACUAACUGCUUGCAGACAUGGUGGCAUGGUAAAAGAAGGAAUGGAGUUGUUUCUGGAAAUGAAAGAUUAUGGAGUUGAACCAGAAAUGAUUCAUUAUCGCUGUGCCGUUGAUCUUUUGGCCAGAAACGGUUUCUUCAAGGAAGCUGAGCAACUGAUUUGUGGAAUGCCUUUCCCUCCAGACGACACUGUAUGGCGUACUUUUCUUGAUGGCAACAAAUUUGCAGAAGAACAGAAAAGCACUCUCAGUUUCGCCUCUGUCCAGUAG
Molecule: messenger RNA, 2223 nt
Organism: Microthlaspi erraticum
Lineage: Eukaryota; Viridiplantae; Streptophyta; Magnoliopsida; Brassicales; Brassicaceae
Source: the annotation of a GenBank genome assembly